AUGAAGUCCUCUUCCGUACCCCCGCCUGAAGUAACGGAUCUCUGGGCCAUCGCACCCGACCAAAAGGCCUACUAUCUUUCUCAGUUCUUGAGGCUGCAAUCGGAUCCAAGCGGCUAUCUUAGUGGAUUACAAGCAAAAUCCUUUUUUGAAUUGUCGAAGCUUCCCAUUCAAGACCUUUCUAGUAUAUGGGAACUAUCGGAUGUAGACUGUGAUGGCAAGCUGACCCUAAGCGAAUUUUGCGUGGCGAUGCAUUUAGUGGUGUUGCGGCGUAACAACGUGCUGCUUCCGAAGCAAUUGCCCCAAACACUUCGGCGUGAGGCCACUUCGAGUGCCCUCUCUGCUGUCAAUCUCCCGCGUCGUUCUUCGCCUGAUCAACCUCUUUCUCCACCCUCUCCUCCAGGAAGACGAGCCCACGCAGUCUGCAGCGUCACAGACGGUCCGGCAUCUGUUUUGGAGCCGCCUCGAGUUGUACCUCGCCUCGUCCUCAGUGAACACCACUCAUUGGACUCCGCCGCUCCAACAGGCUUCAGCUGCCCUGACGCUGACACUUUGGCUGUUCGACAGCGCCGAUGGUCCACCUCCAGUCAGAGUGAUGUGGUUUCACUGACGGAGAGUGCGGUUCCCUCUUUUGAUGGUCGCCUGGCACCGAACGCACAAGUGAGCUUUAUGAUGUUUUGUUUUUGUUUCGGGGCGUCUGUGACCAUUAAAAGUAAAAUUGUCUGCAAGUAUCUGUGUGUUUAUCCUAUCCACGUACCCAAACAGCUCCACUAUCCGAUUCCGAUCCGCGCGGGUGCCGCCCUUGCCUCCUUCCAGUCGCCGCCGUCAAUCAGACGCUUCAACGCUGUUCAACCUCUGGAUUUACCACCAAGGGGACCGCCGCUGACUGGAGUCCCGUCCAAUUCAACAGUCUCUGCG
Dibothriocephalus latus is the source of this 915-nucleotide messenger RNA. The record is from the annotation of a GenBank genome assembly. NCBI's taxonomy places the organism in Eukaryota, Metazoa, Platyhelminthes, Cestoda, Diphyllobothriidea, Diphyllobothriidae.